Messenger RNA from Melitaea cinxia (Glanville fritillary), 1000 nucleotides. RefSeq names its product cytochrome b-c1 complex subunit Rieske, mitochondrial (gene RFeSP). Gene Ontology annotation, biological process: mitochondrial electron transport, ubiquinol to cytochrome c. Gene Ontology annotation, cellular component: membrane. Gene Ontology annotation, molecular function: 2 iron, 2 sulfur cluster binding; quinol-cytochrome-c reductase activity. The coding region runs from base 104 to 916 and encodes 270 amino acids. The record is from RefSeq and is a predicted model, not a curated record. The transcript is spliced from 4 exons. Lineage: Eukaryota; Metazoa; Arthropoda; Insecta; Lepidoptera; Nymphalidae.
AAUUAUUGACACAGACAACCUCAAAUUUGACGUUUUGUUCCAAGGUAGGCGAUCGAGCAUCGCGAAAAAAUAUAGCAAUUCUUAUUGCGUAAAUUUGUUCAAAAUGACUUCGGUAGCACGAGCUGGGCACUUAGCUCCUUACUUCAAAGCCACCUGUAAUGUUAUCUCGAAUGGUAUUAAACCCGUUGUCGCUGUUCCCACUCCUACCGAUAAUUUGGUAGCUCAACCUCUGCCCAAGACUUCAACGGUGCAGUCACUUCAUGGAGCCCUGCCCAUUCAAAACUUGAAAGUUAAACAUGGAACUCGUGUGCCAACGCAAGUACGUUUUGCGCACUCCGAUAUUUCGUAUCCUGACUUCUCUGCUUACCGUCGCAAGGAAACCCUAGACCCUAAAGUAAAGGCUGAAGAUAACGUAGAUGGGCGACAAUCUUUCACUUAUCUGCUGGCUGGAGCGGGAAGCGUUGCUGGUGCAUAUGCUGCUAAGUCUGUUGUUACACACUUUGUAUCAUCGAUGGCCGCGGCGGCCGAUGUCUUGGCCUUGGCUAAGAUUGAAAUCAAGCUGCAUGAAAUCCCAGAAGGAAAAUCAGUUACCUUCAAGUGGCGUGGAAAGCCUCUGUUCAUCCGUCACAGGACAAGCAACGAGAUCUCGAUCGAGAAAGCUGUGCCAGUCGAAACUCUCCGCGAUCCUGAACAUGAUGACCAGCGCGUACAGAACCCAGAGUGGCUGGUAGUGAUUGGAGUAUGCACUCAUCUCGGUUGCGUGCCCAUCGCUAACGCGGGUGACUUUGGAGGCUACUACUGUCCUUGCCAUGGCUCUCACUAUGAUGCCUCCGGUCGUAUCCGUAAGGGCCCCGCCCCCCUUAACCUCGAGGUCCCCCCCCACAGCUUCGUCGACGACCUCCUAGUUGUAGGCUAAACGAACGAUGUUAUUUAUUAGAGAAUUUAUUUAAGUGUCUACCAACUUAAUUGAUCAAUAGAAAUCAAUAAAAUGUGAUACUUC